Cuscuta campestris is the source of this 3690-nucleotide messenger RNA. The record is from the annotation of a GenBank genome assembly. Lineage: Eukaryota; Viridiplantae; Streptophyta; Magnoliopsida; Solanales; Convolvulaceae.
AUCGAAUUGAUAAAAUGUAUGGAUGCAACCCAAUUAAAUCAUAAUUUGAGUACCUAAUGUGUAAUUGAUACAAAGUUGAGGGAUUCAUUUUAGAUUUCUAAUUAAAACCUCCCCUGUUCAAACUUUAAACCCUCUGCUCCUCUCCAUCUUGCUCGUUCUCCUCCACUAUCCCCUUGCCGCCACUCCAACAGUGCUCAAACCCCGCCCGUCCUGCCUAAACCUACAAUUUUUUGAGUCCAUGAGGAAGAAGGUCGACCAGCGUAUCAGAACCCUCAUCGAGAAUGGCGUCAAAACCCGCCAUAGAUCCAUUUUCGUCAUCGUUGGAGACAAGUCCCGCGACCAGAUUGUGAACCUGCACUACAUGUUGAGCAAAGCUAUGGUGAAGACCCGCCCGACUGUGCUCUGGUGCUACAAGGACAAGCUUGAAAUUAGCAGCCACAAGAAGAAAAGGAGGAAACAGUUAAAAAAAUUAAUUCAGAGAGGGUUGAUAGAUGAGGAGCGAGCAGACCCUUUUGAUCUUUUUGUAGAAACUGGUGGUGUUUCUUACUGCCUCUAUAAGGACUCAGAAAGAAUUCUUGGAAACACUUUUGGCAUGUGUGUGUUACAGGAUUUUGAGGCUCUGACACCCAAUAUUUUAGCAAGAACUAUAGAGACAGUUGAAGGUGGUGGUUUGAUUGUUUUGCUGCUUCGAUCCUUGACCUCAUUGACGAGUUUAUAUACCAUGGUUAUGGAUGUUCAUGAAAGAUAUCGCACAGAAUCCCAUUCUCAGACCUCUGGGCGCUUUAAUGAACGUUUCUUACUUUCACUUGCUUCAUGUAAAGCUUGUAUUGUGAUGGAUGAUGAAUUAAACAUUUUACCAAUCUCGUCACAUAUGAAGUCAAUUACUCCGGUCCCGGCUCAAGAGGACUCUGAGGGACUCUCUGAAGCAGAGCGCGAUUUGAAACUUUUGAAAGAACAGUUGAAUGAUGACUUCCCAGUUGGUCCUUUGAUCCGGAAGUGCUGUACUUUGGACCAGGGAAAAGCUGUCAUAAACUUUCUUGAUUCUAUUUUGGACAAGACACUUCGUAGUACAGUGGCACUGCUUGCUGCCCGUGGCCGUGGUAAGUCAGCUGCUCUUGGACUAGCAGUUGCAGGAGCUAUUGCUGCUGGGUAUUCUAAUAUUUUUAUAACCGCACCAAGCCCUGAGAAUUUGAAAACUCUUUUUGAGUUUAUUUGCAAGGGAUUUGACAUGCUUCAAUACAAGGAGCACUUGGAUUAUGAUGUUGUCAAAAGCACAAAUCCAGAUUUCAAAAAAGCAACUGUACGGAUCAAUAUCUACAAACAGCAUAGACAGACUAUUCAGUAUAUACAACCACAUGAACAUGCAAAACUCUCACAAGUUGAAUUGCUGGUAAUUGAUGAAGCAGCAGCAAUUCCAUUGCCUGUUGUGAAGGCUUUGCUUGGUCCUUAUCUUGUUUUCCUUUCUUCAACUGUCAAUGGCUAUGAAGGAACAGGGAGAUCAUUAUCACUGAAAUUGGUGAAGCAACUUGAGGAGCAAAAUCAUAUUUCAUCUAGAAGUACAGAAAGUGCCAUUUCAGGUAGGCUUUUCAAGAAGAUAGAAUUGAAUGAAUCCAUCAGAUAUGCUCCUGGUGAUCCCAUUGAGUCCUGGCUUAAUUCCUUGCUUUGUCUGGAUGUCACAAAUUUCACCCCAAGUAUCAGCAGGCUACCACCUCCUAGUGAAUGCGAUUUGUAUUACGUAAAUCGGGAUACCCUCUUCUCCUUUCAUAAGGAGAGUGAGCUAUUUUUGCAGCGGAUGAUGACUCUCUUUGUUGCUUCUCACUACAAAAAUUCCCCUGACGAUUUGCAAUUAAUGGCUGAUGCUCCGGCCCACCACUUGUUUGUCCUACUAGGACCCGUUGAUGAAUCAAAAAAUCAUCUCCCCGACAUUUUGUGUGUUAUCCAGGUCUCUCUCGAGGGUCAAAUUUCACGUGAAUCCGUAAUGAAAAGUUUAAAUGCUGGGCGUCAACCAUCUGGGGAUCAGAUACCAUGGAAAUUUUUCCAGCAGUUUAAUGAUAGUGUUUUCCCAAGUCUUUCAGGUGCUCGCAUUGUACGCAUUGCGACACAUCCAACCGCAAUGAGGCUUGGAUAUGGUUCUGCUGCUGUUGAUCUUUUAACAAGAUACUAUGAGGGUCAGUUGACUCAAAUAUGCGAACUGGAUGCUGAAGAUGUAUUGCAAGAGGAUCUACCAGUCAACGUAAUUGAGGCUGCAAAAAAGGUUUCUCUACUGGAGGAAAACAUAAAACCAAGAACGGACCUUCCACCUUUACUCGUACCACUUCGGGAACGGGGGCCUGAGAAGCUCCACUAUAUUGGAGUUUCCUUUGGGCUUACUUUGGAUCUCUUCCGCUUCUGGAGAAAGCAGAAAUUCGGCCCUUUCUUCAUUGGCUAUAGUCCAAAUAAUGUGACUGGCGAGCACACAUGCAUGGUCUUAAAGCCAUUGAACAGCGAUGAUAUAGAAAUCAACGAAAACCAUGAGUGGGGCUUUUUUGGUCCUUUUUACCAAGAUUUUAGAAAAAGAUUUGCAAGGCUACUAGAUAAAAGUUUUCGUUCUAUGGACUACAUGCUUGCUAUGAGUGUAUUGGACCCGAAGAUCAAUUUUACGGAUGCUGACAAUUCAGAUGGAUUUUUGAAAUCAAUUGAUGGAGUUUUUUCUCCCCAUGAUAUGAAGAGGCUUGAAGCCUAUACAAACAAUAUUGUAGAUUUUCCGUGGAUUAUGGAUUGCGUCUCAAUACUUGCACACUUAUAUUUCUCAGAGAAACUUCCAGUUUCGAUCUCCAAUCUUCAAGCUUCUGUUUUGCUUUGCGUCGGUUUACAGGAUAAAGACUUUUCUCAAAUUGAGGUCGAAAUGCGUUUAGAAAGACAACAAAUUUUGUCUCUAUUCAGAAAAUCGAUGAAGAAGUUCUACAAGUACUUGUAUGACCUUGCCUCCAACGAGAUUGAUUCAACUGUAUCUCGCCUUAAAGAAAUCAAGAUGGAGCCUCAUGCCAUAUCAUUGGACGACGAUCUUAACAAUGCAGCUAAACAAGUCCAGGAGGAGAUGAACGCCAAAGCAGAUGGUCUAUUGGACCCCGAACGACUUCAAGGGUAUGCCAUCAUUGACGGGGAAGCCGAUUUCGACAAUGCCCUUCAAAGUGGAACAAAGGUAACCCCAGGGGGUGUCAUCAGUGUGAAGUCCAACAGAAAGCCAUCAGACAAAAGCCACAAGGGUGAGAAGAGAAACAAGAAUGGCUCCUCAUCCAAAUCAAGCAAGAAGAGGAAGACUUGAACCCCAUACAAGUCCUCAACCAUAGUUUUUUGAGUUCUAAUUUUACGUAAUCUUUUUCCGGCCUUCCGAUUCUUGGGUUUUGACGAACGAUUUCAUUGUGUGUUUUGGCAGAGAACUACAGCUAUGUGAGCUGAGUUAUAAGAUUUGAGUAUCUCAUCUUAUCACUGGGUAAAAUGUAUCACUACAAUGCUUAUGCCAUCAAAUAUGGGUGUCAAAAUAUGACAUUUAGCCCUUGUGAUGCUCUCUUGGAUUCCCAAGUUAUUUUUAUCACCCCAACCCAGAAAAACUACACCGUUUAUUUAAUCACAUACUCUCUCCAUUUCUAAAUAAUUGUCUAUUAAGACUUUCAAAAUACAUUAAGAAUCAAAUGAAUGUGGACAUAAUAU